This is a messenger RNA of Striga asiatica, 1051 nucleotides long. NCBI's taxonomy places the organism in Eukaryota, Viridiplantae, Streptophyta, Magnoliopsida, Lamiales, Orobanchaceae. The record is from the annotation of a GenBank genome assembly.
AUUUGACCAAACAGAGCCUUAGGGCAGCGCUUUACUAACGCAAGUUACCAAUUUUUGAUUUUAAUUACCUUUUCGCUACCUCUGAGUUCGGAAAUUCUGAACCCUCCAGAAAAUGGCCGCGCUCUGAAUUUCUCUCGAUCUUGAUUUCUCGAAAAUUCUCCUCCACCAAAUUCCGUAUCCGAGCGAAUUAUACGUAAAAAUAAAAGCAAGUGCAUUGUUGGUGGUGCGAAGACAAAUUCUUGUUGCACCCCCACCCACGGCGACCCGUUUCCAUUUCACCUGAGGACAUCAAUUGCGAUUAAGGGAAGCUAAAUCGAAUUGCAAAACAGUAGAAAAAUGGCUGAGAAAUUGGCUCCUGAGAAAAGGCACAACUUCAUGCAUAAUGGUCAAAAGGUCUUUGAGUGGGACCAAACGCUGGAGGAGGUGAAUAUGUACAUAGAUCUUCCACCCAAUGUUCCAAAGAAGCUUUUCCACUGUAAGAUUGAAUCGAAGCACGUUGAAGUUGGGAUCAAAGGGAAACCUCCCUACCUUAAUGUCAGCUUUUUCCCUGUGCAUGACCUUACCUGCCCAGUGAAGACGGAUUCUUCAUUUUGGACGCUCGAAGAUGAUAUUAUGCACAUAACUCUGCAGAAAAGGGACAUUGGUCAGACUUGGUCUUCACCUAUAGUGGGUCAGGGCCAGUUAGAUCCAUACACCACAGAUCUUGAGCAGAAGCGCCUCAUGCUGCAAAGGUUUCAGGAAGAGAAUCCAGGCUUUGACUUUUCACAGGCUCAGUUCUCUGGAGGUUGCCCUGACCCGAGGACCUUCAUGGGUGGUAUUCGUUCUCCUUAAUAGUUUUCUUUAAUACUCUUUAGUCUUUGGGAAAAAACAAUGUUGAAAUCCUUGAACUGUAAGUAAAACCACUCGUGGGCUCGUCAAUUUAAUGAGAUCGAAAGGCCUGCAAAAGAACAGGCAUGUUGAAUGUUGGUUCUUGCAAGUGCUUAUUUUGAACUACUCUAUUUGCUCCCGUGUUUGAAUUCAAUGUGCAAUUGGUAAAGUUAAAUUGUUAGGA